AUUGACAUGAGUAACAUUGUGGAAGAAUGUCUUUACAAUGCAUUGAGUGAACUCAUUGAGAAGCAAUUUAAACAAUUUAAACGGAAGCUAAAUCAUAUUAAUUAUGCUGGAGAGCAAAACAUUCCUAGAGCUUUUUUGGACAAAGCUGAUGAACAAGAUGUUGUAGAUCUCAUGAUUCAACAUUAUGGAGAAGAUGCUCUAGAGGUGUGCAUUGAUGUCCUUCUAAAAUGCAAUAGGAAAGAUCUUGCAAAAAACCUUGAAAAAGCUCGACAGAAAGAUGUUGAUGCUCACCAAUUUGUAGAUUCAUCAGAAUACAGAAACUACAUUAAAAAAAAGUUUGAAACAAUGAAAGAUCCUAAUGCUGUUCCUGGUGAAUAUGUACCCCUAAAGCAGAGAUACUCAAAGCUAAUCAUCCUAGAUUAUCAUCCAUCUGAAGAGGAGAGAGAAGAUGAAAUUCUGGCAAUAGGAAGGAAACAUUUUGAAAUCAUCAGCAAAAGAGCCGAGUCUUCAGCCAGCAUUGAAACAUUAUUUAAUCCUGAUAAAUAUGGAUUAAUUCCACAAGUUGUUGUGUUACAAGGAGCUGCAGGAAUUGGAAAAACUAUAAUGGCCAAAAAAAUCAUGCUUGAUUGGGCUUCUCAACUACUUUACCAGGACAAAUUUAAUUAUGCUUUCUAUAUUUGCUGCAGAAAGUUUAAUCUCCAUUCAGAGGCAGAGAAGAGUAGCAUUGCAGAGAUAAUUUCAGAAGAAUGGCUCAAGUGUCACGAAUUGAAAAAUGUCAUUGGAAACAUACUGAAGAAUGAAGAGAAGCUUCUGUUCAUAAUUGAUGGGUUUGAUGAAUUCAGAUAUUCCUUUGAUCAGCCCAAAGAUUCCUUUGAUCAGCCCAAAGAUUCCUCUUGCACUGAUCCCUGGAAGAAGGAGCCAGUGAGAAUUCUUUUGAACAGUUUAUUUCAAAAAAAGCUUCUUCCUAAAUCCUCUCUUAUAAUCACAACAAGACCUACUGCUUUGGAGAAACUCCAUCAAUUUCUAGAGCACUCACGCAAUUUUGAGAUAUUGGGGUUUUCCACAAGGGAGAGACAAAAAUAUUUCUACAAAUUUUUUGAAAACGAAGACCAAGCAACUCAAGCUCUCCGAUUCGUUAAACAAAGUGAUACGCUUUUCACCAUGUGUGUCAUUCCCCUUGUGAGCUGGAUCAUCUGCACAGUGAUGAAACAGGAGAUGAAGAGAGGCAAGGAUCUGCAGAAGACACCAUAUACCCUCACUGCAAUCUAUAUGCUGUAUUUCUCUAGUUUGUUAAAGUUUCAUCACAAAGAAUCCAAACAGGAUGUCCAAUCAAAUGUGAAAGGGUUAUGCUCUUUGGCUGCAGAAGGGGUUUGGAAACAGAAAACAUUAUUUAUGAAAGAAGAAGUCAAGAAGCACAGUUUGGAUCAUGGAAACUUCCUCCCCCUUUUUCUGAAUCAGAGCAUCUUCAAAAGAGACAUUGAUUGUAUUCAAACCUUCAGCUUCAUUCAUUUAAGCUUCCAGGAGUUUUUUGCUGCUUUGUUUUAUGUGCUAGAAGAAGGAGAUGAACAGCAUUCUGAAAAUCAGAAUAAAAAUUUGCAAGCACUUUUAGAAAGACAUAAAUCUUUCAGGCCUGAUUUUGCAGUAGGAUUUCGCUUCCUCUUUGGUUUUUUAAAUGAAGCAAAAAGAAUGAGAGAGUUGAAAAAAGAAUUCGGAUGGGAAAUUUCUCCUAAGAAUAAAGAAUUCUUGUUAGACUGUGUAAAAAAUAAUAUUACAAAAAGGAGACGUAAUUUCCAGUUGCAAAAAGAAAUGUUUAAUUAUUUAUAUGAGACACAAGAUGACAAUUUUAUAAAAAAUGCAAUAUGUGAUAGCACUGAAAUAGAUUAUCAGUGCAACUCAGAUAUGGAAUUGAUGAUCCUGGGCUAUUGUAUACAACACUGCCAGAAUUUAAAGUACCUCUUUGUCAAAGGUUCUGAAUUUCUAUAUCAUGCAGAGACAGAAUUAUUUCUUCCAGAAAAAGAGGAAUGGAGUUUGGAUGAAAGAUAUAUGGAAGACUUCUUUAAAGCACUGACCAAACUGAGAAACUUAAGUGUCCUCAGGUUUGAGGGAUGGUCCUUCACAGAGUCCUGCAGCAGGCAUCUUGUUGAAGUCUUCAGGAAAAACCAGAAAUUGAAAGAGUUAACGUUGUUCCUCAAGGAUACAGAUGAGAGAGCAGUGGAAUUGCUGUGUGAGGGGCUCCAACAUCCAGACUGUGUAGUAGAAACACUCUGGUGA
Molecule: messenger RNA, 2271 nt
Organism: Protobothrops mucrosquamatus (brown spotted pit viper)
Lineage: Eukaryota; Metazoa; Chordata; Lepidosauria; Squamata; Viperidae
Product: NACHT, LRR and PYD domains-containing protein 12-like
Exons: 5
Coding region: 7-2271 (754 amino acids)
Cellular component (GO): cytoplasm
Source: RefSeq, a predicted model, not a curated record